AUGCAAAAAUUGCUCCAUGGGAUACUUUUGGUAACAAUUUACGACAUUGAUAGGAUACACACUGGAUUCGACUUCCAAUCAAGCCGAAAGUCUGUGAAAAAGUUUCUGGCCCAAGUCAAGAGAUUUGUGUUGUGCCGGCCUGAGAUUGUUGGGUCCAAACUGUAUGCAACAGUUGAUCUAGACAAGGCCAGGGUUGGGCGAACUAGAAUGAUACGAAAUGAACCCUCCCACCCAGAGUGGAUAGAGUCAUUUCACAUAUAUUGUGCCCAUUACAUCUCAAAUCUUGUGUUCACUGUUAAAGAAGAUAACCCUGUGGGAGCAACUCUAAUUGGAAGAGCCUUUGUCUCUGUUGAAGAUGUUGUAAGAGGGUUUGUCUUCGAGAAAUGGGUUGACAUAUUGGAUGAAGAACAUAAUCCUAUACAAUCCAAAAUCCAUGUCAAGUGCCAGUUUUUGAAUAUUAACCAAGACAUCCAUUGGUCUAAGGGAAUCAUUUUUCCCCAUUUUGAGGGUGUUCCUCGUACAUUCUUCAGGCAAAGACAGGGCUGCAGAGUUACUCUGUACCAAGAUGCCCAUAUCCCAAAAAACUAUUUCCCUCCUAUAAAACUGUCGGGAGGAGAGAUUUAUAAACCUAAAAGAUGUUGGGAGGACAUCUUUGAUGCAAUCAACAAUGCAAGAAACUUGAUUUACAUAACCGGAUGGUCUGUGCAUACAAAGAUAACCUUGAUAAGGGACAAGGCAAGGCCACAGCAAGGAGGUGAAAUCAGCUUAGGGGAGUUGCUUAAGAGGAAGGCUAAUGAAGGUGUCACAGUUCUCAUGCUGAUUUGGGAUGACAGAACUUCUGUUAAGGAAGUGAAGAAGGACGGUUUGAUGGCAACUCACGACCAAGAAACUGCAGAGUAUUUUCGAAACACAAAUGUGCGUUGCUAUUUGUGUCCACGCAAUCCUGAUGAUGGGAGAAGCAUAGUUCAAGGGUUUGAGAUUUCUGCCAUGUUUACUCACCAUCAGAAGACAAUAGUUGUUGACAAGGAAGGGAGUGCAGGAGGAUCAGAAAAGAGGAGGAUUGUGAGUUUCAUUGGUGGUAUUGAUCUUUGUGAUGGGAGAUAUGAUACACCAGAACAUCCCUUAUUUACUACUUUGACCACAGUCCACCAUGAUGAUUUCCAUCAGCCAAAUUUUGCAGGUGCUUCAAUCAAGAAGGGUGGUCCAAGGGAGCCCUGGCAUGACAUCCAUUGCCAGCUAGAAGGGCCUGUUGCUUGGGAUGUCUUAUACAAUUUUGAGCAGAGGUGGAAAAGGCAGAUUGGGGAGAAGUAUAUAAUUCCCAAAACCAAACUUGAUGAAAUUGUAAUCUCUCCAUCAAGUACAGAUUGCGCGGUUACAUCAUCGAACGACGUCGAAACAUGGAAUGUUCAGGUCUUUCGAUCCAUCGAUGGUGGCGCUGCUAUGGGUUUUCCUGAAAAUCCUGAUGAUGCAUCUAAUGUAGGCCUUGUUAGUGGGAAGGAUAACAUCAUUGACAGGAGUAUUCAAGAUGCAUAUAUCAAUGCUAUUCGGCGAGCCAAAAACUUCAUCUACAUUGAGAAUCAAUAUUUCCUAGGAAGCUCAUAUGGGUGGAAAUCAAAUGAUAUAAGGGUUGCAGAUAUUGGAGCUUUGCAUCUCAUACCAAAAGAGCUCUCACUAAAGAUUAUUAGUAAGAUUGAAGCAAAGGAGAGAUUCACUGUCUACAUUGUGAUCCCAAUGUGGCCAGAAGGUAUACCAGAGAGUGCUUCUGUUCAGGCAAUAUUAGAUUGGCAGAGAAGGACAAUGGAAAUGAUGUAUUCUGAUAUUUCUCAUGCCCUUCAAACAAAUGGCCUUCAUAAUGUCGACCCCCAUGAUUAUCUGAAUUUCUACUGCCUUGGGAAUCGGGAGGUAUCAAAACCUGGAGAAUACUCGCCCACAGAGACCCCAGAACCCAACAGUGAUUACAGUAAAGCUCAGCAGGCUCGUCGCUUCAUGAUAUAUGUUCAUGCAAAGAUGAUGAUAGUUGAUGAUGAAUACAUAAUCAUUGGAUCUGCAAACAUAAACCAGAGGUCGAUGGAUGGAGCUAGGGACACUGAGAUUGCAAUGGGGGCAUUCCAACCACAACAUCUAGCCACCAACCAGCCAGCCAUGGGUCAAAUCCACGGGUUCCGAAUGGCAUUAUGGGUUGAGCACCUUGGAGGGCAUAGCACGAACUUGCUACACCCACAAAGCGAGGCAUGUGUCAAGACGAUGAAUGCCUUUGCUGAGAAAAACUGGCAAUUAUACACACAGGAGAUCAAUGAAAAAGAUAUGGAGGGUCACCUUCUUCCCUACCCCAUCAAAGUAACCCACAAUGGAGAGAUUACGACACUGCCAGGCUUUGACACUUUCCCCGACACCAAGGCUCAUGUUUUGGGUGCCAAAUCUGAUUACCUUCCUCCAAUCCUUACUACCUAG
Molecule: messenger RNA, 2451 nt
Organism: Corylus avellana
Lineage: Eukaryota; Viridiplantae; Streptophyta; Magnoliopsida; Fagales; Betulaceae
Product: phospholipase D alpha 1-like
Biological process (GO): phospholipid catabolic process; phosphatidylcholine metabolic process
Cellular component (GO): plasma membrane
Molecular function (GO): D-type glycerophospholipase activity; calcium ion binding
Source: RefSeq, a predicted model, not a curated record